Entrophospora sp. SA101 is the source of this 774-nucleotide messenger RNA. NCBI's taxonomy places the organism in Eukaryota, Fungi, Glomeromycota, Glomeromycetes, Entrophosporales, Entrophosporaceae. The record is from the annotation of a GenBank genome assembly.
AUGGUUUCUGGAUUCCUCCCAGAAAAUGAUGGUCUUAAACAUGCUGUCUCUGGUUCUAAUAUCAUAGUAAUACCUGCUGGUGUACCUCGUAAACCUAACAUGACACGUGAUGAUUUGUUCAAUACUAAUGCUUCAAUAGUUCAGGAUUUAGCUACUGCUGCAGCCAAAUAUGCACCAGAAGCACAUUUGGCAAUUAUUUCCAAUCCUGUGAAUUCCACUGUACCGAUUGUAUCAGAAAUUUUCAAGGCUUAUGUGUUUGGUGUCACAACUCUUGAUGUUGUUCGUGCAUCUCGUUUUAUAUCAGAAAUUAAAGGCACAGAUCCAAAAAAUGAAAGGGUCACAGUGGUUGGAGGACAUUCUGGAGUGACAAUUAUUCCGUUGAUUUCUCAAACUGGAUCAAAUCUCACAGAAGAAGAGACAAAAGCUUUAACUCAUAGAAUACAAUUUGGUGGUGAUGAAGUUGUUAAAGCUAAAGCUGGAACUGGAUCAGCGACACUUUCAAUGGCCUAUGCAGCAGCACAUUUCACUGAUUCAUUAUUGCGUGCAAUUGUAAAGGGUGAAAAAGGAAUAAUUGAAGCUGCUUAUGUUAAAUCAGAUUUAUUUUCUGAGCAAGGUAUUGAUUACUUUGCGUCAGAUAUUGAGUUAAGCCCAGAAGGUGUCGGUAAAAUUUAUCCAUUAGGUGAAGUAAGUCCCUAUGAAAAGGAAUUAUUGUCAGCAGCCAUACCUGAAUUAAAGAAAAAUAUUGAUAAGGCACUGGUAAUUUCAAAAUUAUAA